Messenger RNA from Dracunculus medinensis (Guinea worm), 1125 nucleotides. NCBI's taxonomy places the organism in Eukaryota, Metazoa, Nematoda, Chromadorea, Rhabditida, Dracunculidae. The record is from the annotation of a GenBank genome assembly.
AUGAGCAAACAACUUUUUUCUUCCAAAGGUGAUAAUCGUAUGACCACAGUGGUCGCAACACCUGGAUAUGGGCCUGAUCGUCAAGUCGAAGUGCAAUAUACGGAUGCAAAAGUUAUUGGCAAUGGAUCUUUUGGUGUCGUUUAUUUAGCUAAACUGGUGGAAACAAAUGAACUGGUUGCCAUAAAGAAGGUUUUACAGGAUAAAAGAUUCAAGAAUAGAGAAUUACAAAUUAUGCGGAAAUUGGAACAUCAGAAUAUUGUGAAAUUGAAGUAUUUCUUUUAUUCGAGUGGAGAAAAAAAAGACGAUCUCUACCUCAAUCUUAUCCAAGAAUAUGUUCCGGAGACGAUAUAUCGUAUAGCACGUCACUAUUCGAAACAGAGACAAGUUAUUCCGCUAAUUUAUAUUAAAGUUGGUUUUAGUUCUCAUGACUAUCUGCUUUACAUUUACCAGUUAUUUCGUGCAUUGGCAUAUAUUCAUAGUUUGGGCAUUUGUCAUAGAGAUAUUAAACCGCAAAAUUUAUUGUUAGAUCCGGAGACAUGCAUUUUGAAACUGUGCGAUUUUGGUUCUGCAAAAAAUUUGAUUCGCGGAGAACCGAAUGUUUCAUAUAUUUGUUCUAGAUAUUACCGUGCUCCUGAACUUAUAUUUGGGGCCACUGACUAUACGACAAGUAUAGAUGUUUGGUCAGCUGGAACUGUGCUCGCUGAACUCCUUCUCGGCCAACCCAUAUUUCCUGGUGAUUCUGGUGUGGAUCAGUUGGUCGAAAUUAUCAAGAUUUUGGGUACACCAACUCGUGAUCAAAUACAGCAGAUGAACCCUAAUUACACUGAAUUUAAAUUUCCGCAGAUAAGAGCAAAUCCGUGGCAACGUGUAUUUCGUCCAAGAAUCCCACCAGAAGCUAUCGAUCUUGUAUCACGUCUCCUGGAAUAUACUCCAAGUGCUAGACUUACACCAUUACAAGCUUGUGCUCACGGUUUCUUUGAUGAAUUACGAAAGGGAGAGCGGAAAUUAAGUAAUGGAAAACCUCUUCCGCCACAACUUUUUGAUUUUUCUGAACACGAACUUCGAAUUGAACCUCAUUUGAAUCCUAUUUUGUUGCCUCAAAGUGUUAGUCAAGGUAUUUUUUAA